UUCAUUGCACUUUACUGUUGUAUAAUCUUGUUCUUUGCUCAUAAGGAACUGUUUGUUUCUUCUUUAGGUGUGUCUGGUGUUGAUAAAGAUGAAGCGUCAGUGAUGGAAGGAGAUUCGGUCACUUUACACACUGGUGUUAAAACAAACCAACAAGAAAAAAUUAAAUGGUAUUUUAAUGACAUUCGAAUAGCUCAAAUCAGUGUAGACCAGAGUAAGAUCUGUACAGAUGUUCAGUGUAAUGAAGGUACUGAGAGAUUCAGAGGCAGGUUGAAGCUGGACAAGCAGACUGGAUCUCUGACCAUCACAAACAUCAGGACCUUAGAUGCUGGACUUUACAAACUACAGAUCAUCAACAGCAGAAGCAGUAUUGUGAAGAGAUUAAGUUUUACGGUCGCUAGUGAGUAUAAUUUAGUGUUGAUGCUCAUUAAAUCUCAAAUCAAUGGAGAUCUCAGUAAGGUCUGUACAGAUGACCAGUGUAAUGAAGACUCUGGACUCUAUCAACUAGAGAUCAUCAGCGACAGAAUCAGCGUCGUGAAGAGAUUCAGUGUCGUUGUUCAAGAAAAAAAACGAAUAACGAAUCAUUCGAUGGUGUGGUAUUUUAAUGACUCUCUCAUCGCUAAAAUCAUUGAAGAUUCAAGUGAAAUCUGUGCAGAUGUUCAGUGUAAAGAGAGAUUCAGAGACAGACUGAAGCUGGAUCAUCAGAAUGGAUCUCUGACCAUCACAAACACCAGAACCACAGACUCUGGACUUUAUAAACUACAGAUCAACAGGAUCAGAUUCAGCAUUAUUAGGAGCUUCAUUGUUUCCGUCAUUGGUGUGUAUCAUUUAAUGACUUAA
Cyprinus carpio (common carp) is the source of this 837-nucleotide messenger RNA. RefSeq lists its product as uncharacterized. The annotation marks the transcript as partial. The record is from RefSeq and is a predicted model, not a curated record. The transcript is spliced from 4 exons. NCBI's taxonomy places the organism in Eukaryota, Metazoa, Chordata, Actinopteri, Cypriniformes, Cyprinidae.